Molecule: messenger RNA, 1359 nt
Organism: Aphidius gifuensis
Lineage: Eukaryota; Metazoa; Arthropoda; Insecta; Hymenoptera; Braconidae
Gene: Ms
Product: myosuppressin
Exons: 3
Coding region: 220-519 (99 amino acids)
Source: RefSeq, a predicted model, not a curated record
CUUGUUUCAUCACUGUAUCGCCAUCAACUGAUCCUGAAACACAUCGCGUUAAUAUAACAUUCAAAAAAAGUUGUUGAAAAAUAAAUAAUAAAUUAACAAUCAAAUUUAAUUAUAUUUUAUAAAAGCAAUUUUAUAAAGUAGAAAAAAAAUAAUUUUUAAAAUUUUUAAAAAUUUCAAUUUUCAUUUUAAAUAUUUCAACGGGAUUCAUUACUUACAGAAAUGAAGUGCAACGUGAGUUUGAUAAUGAGUGUUGUAAUUUUUACUGUGUUGACAAUUCAACCAAUAAAAAUAUUUGGAAUGCCGCCGGCUCAAUGUAAUCCAAAUUUACUUGAUGAAGUACCACCACGGAUUAGAAAAGUUUGCGUUGCAUUGUCAACAAUAUAUGAACUUGGCUCAGCUAUGGAAAAUUAUAUCGAUGACAAAGUUCCAGUUCUUCAUGAAAAUAUUCCACUUCCUGACAGUGGCGUUAAACGUCAAGAUGCCGAACACGUGUUUCUUCGUUUUGGAAGACGACGUUAAGAAAUUUUAAAAAAAUAUAUAUAUUUAUCAAGGAUUCACUUAGAUUUUAGCUGAAACGUCAAGAAGAAUGAAUAACAACAUUUAAUUAAUAACGACAUUAUGACAUACACUUAAAAAUUAUUAAUUAAAAAAAAUAAUUUUAUUUAUUUAUUUAUUAUAACAUUUAAAAAUAAUAAAUUAUUUUAUUUAUAAACUACUCAAACAAAUGAAAUAUAAUUUAUGAAUAUUUUUCAUUUUUAUCGUUAUAUUUUUUUAAUUAUUUUAUCAUUGUUACAUUAUAAUUAAUAAUAAUUUACUAAUAAAACAAUUUUAAAAUUUUUAAAACAAAAAAAAAAAUGAUUAUUGAGACGCUACAGUUGUUACCUAAAUUAAGUAAAUAAAUGUACCAACAAAAAAAAAAAAAAAUACUUGACGUUUAAUAAAGCCAAAAAUUCAAACUCAUUAAAUUUUAUUUUUUAUUUUUGUGGUAAUUUGAUGAAAUUGAAAAAACAUAAAUGUUAAUUAAUUAAAUGUAUUUAUUUAGUGGCCACGGGAAAAGUAUAACGCUUUUUUUUUUUAAUUUUUUUUCUCAAUAUAUCAUUAAAGUAUACAAUUAUUAUUAAAAUUGUAUGCUUAAAUUAAAAAAAAAAAAAAAAAUAUUAAAUAACUAUUUGAUGAAUGAAUUUAAAAAAAAGAAAAUAUAUCAAAAAUUAAUUAAAAAAAAAAAAAAUAUUCACGAGGCCACAGACUGAUUUACUCUUUUCAAUGUAAUCACAUUUUUUGCUUAAAUGUUGUAAAUGGUUUAUUAAUAAAAAAAAAGUUUUAAAUUAAAAAAUAACAAAAACCAAAAAAAAAAAAAAA